GUUUUUGUAUAAUCCAACCAGAAAAGCGUAGUAAUCGCGUAAACUAAAAAUAUAAAUUUUAUGUAAAAACUUCGUCAUAAAUAAAAAUAAAUCUCAUUGAAUAUCGCACUACAGUGUAAUAUACAGUAUGGAACAACACCUGCACGAUAGGGAUAGAGUUGGGGUCCAAGAUGCAGUAUUAUUAGAAGACUAUACGAAUCAAAAUGUUUUCGUAGAUAACUUGCAGAGACGAUUUAAAGAAGAUGUUAUUUAUACUUACAUAGGUCCAGUACUAAUAUCAGUGAAUCCCUAUAAAGAGAUUGACAUUUAUGACUCUAAGGCCAUCAAGGAAUACAAUAAUAAACAUUUUUUCGAAGUGCCGCCACAUGUAUUUGCCAUAACUAACAAUGCUUACACAUCACUUAAAGAAGAAAACAGAGACCAAUGUGUACUAAUUUCGGGUGAGUCGGGAUCUGGCAAAACCGAAGCUUCUAAAAAAGUUCUUCAUUACUUAGCAGAAGUCACCGAUCACCGAGGGGAUGUUGAAAAAGUAAAGGAUAAACUCCUUUUUUCAAAUCCUAUUUUAGAAGCGUUUGGUAAUGCGAAAACAAAUAGGAAUGAUAAUUCUAGUCGUUUUGGUAAAUACAUGGAUGUCCAAUUCAAUUUUGAAGGAAACCCAGUUGGAGGGAAUAUUCUGAAUUAUCUUUUGGAAAAAUCAAGAGUUAUAAGCCAAGUACCCGGAGAACGAAACUUUCACAUAUUUUAUCAAUUGUUAGCUGGAUCGAGUGAAGAAGAACGGGAAAAGUUACAUCUGAAAAGAAAUAUAUCGUCUUACUAUUAUUUAUCCAAUGAGCAAAAUGGAAGAGGUGUUAUUAAUGAUCAAAAAGACUUUAGAGAAAUAAAAAAGGCUUUCACUACGUUGGAAUUUUCAGAAACAGAACAACAAGAUUUAUUUUCAAUUAUAUCGGCUAUAUUACAUCUAGGAAAUGUUGGAUUUUCUGAAGAAGAUGGAGUUUCAGUCAUUCUGAAACCUGAUGAAGUUGACAUCAUUAGCAAGCUUUUGAAAUGUGAUAAAGAAAAGCUGGAAUUGUCAUUAAAACAACGAACAAUCGAAGCUAUUUUAGAUGUCGUUACCAGCCCUUUGAAUAGAGAAUUGUCUGUGUAUGCCAGAGAUGCUCUUGCUAAAGCGAUAUAUGAUAGGGUAUUCACAUGGCUGGUUAGCAAAAUCAAUAAAUCAUUACAACCCCCUAGGACUAUGAGGAAUGUUGUGAUGGGUAUAUUGGACAUUUAUGGAUUUGAAAUAUUUGAAAGAAACAGUUUUGAACAACUCUGCAUCAACUUCUGCAACGAAAAAUUACAGCAACUCUUUAUUGAUCUAACAUUGAAAUCUGAACAAGAUGAAUAUGAGAAAGAAGGAAUUGUUUGGCAACAUAUCGAAUAUUUCGACAACAAAAUUAUAUGCGAUUUAAUUGAAGAAAAACACAAAGGUUUAAUUGCUUUCAUGGAUGAAGAAUGUUUGAGGCCAGGAGAUCCAACAGAUAAGACUUUACUCGCUAAAUUAGAUAAACAUCUAAGCUAUCAUCCCCAUUAUAUUAGUCACAGAAAAGCAGAUACCAAACUCCAAAAAAUUAUGGGACGAGAUGAAUUUCAACUUAUUCACUAUGCAGGUGCUGUUACAUAUAAUAUUAAAUCCUUCAUUGAUAAAAACAACGAUUUACUCUUUAGAGAUUUGAGAGAAGCCAUGUUAAGCUCGGAUAACUCCAUUAUCAAAUCUGUAUUUUUCGAAUUUGAACAAAAAAGUAAAAAGAGACCAGAAACUGCAGUUACUCAAUUCAAAACAUCAGUUAAUAACCUCAUGAAUAUUUUGAAAGAUAAGGAACCUUCUUAUAUAAGAUGUAUUAAGCCAAAUGACAACAAAAGUUCAGGUAUUUUUGACUUUGACCUCGUAAGCCAUCAAGUAACAUAUCUUGGAUUAAUGGAAAAUUUGAGAGUUCGUAGAGCUGGGUUUGCUUACAGACGAGAUUACGAAAGGUUCUUGAAGAGAUACAAAUGUUUAUGUAAACAAACGUGGCCGAACUAUACCGGAAAUGCUAAAAACGGUGUACAAACAUUGGUUGAAGCUCUAGGUUACACAAGUGAUGAAUACCAGAUGGGAUUAACGAAAAUAUUUAUUAGAUAUCCAAAAACAUUAUUCAAAACUGAAGAUGCCUUCCAACUAAAGAAACAUGAUAUUGCUUCUAUAAUUCAAGCACAAUGGAAAGGAUAUCUUCAGAGGAAAAGAUACAAAAAAAUGAAAGAAUCUGCUAUUAUUAUACAGAAAUAUAUAAGAAGGUUUUUAGCUAAGCGUCUAGCAGAGAGACGAAGGAAAGCUGCAUUUACGAUUAGAAGAUUUAUCAAAGGCUUCAUUACAAGAAAUGGUGAACCGACUGAAGAAAAUAGAGGAUUUUUAGGAAUGGCUAAAGUUCACUGGUUGAAACGCCUAUCGAAAAGUCUUCCUAAACACCUUCUUGACAAGAACUGGCCUCCAGCUCCUUUCGUUUGUAGAGAAGCUUCAAGACAUUUACAACGAAUGCAUGGAGCUCAUUUAUCGAGGAUAUAUAGACUGAAACUUACACCAGAAAGAAAGAAACAAUUAGAUAUGAAGGUACUGGCGGAAAAAUUGUUUAAAGAUAAGAAAAAAACAUAUUACGAUAGUAUUCCACAGCUUUUCGUGGAAGACAGAGUACAAGAAUUAAGCAUUCCUAUGAAAGAACUGUACACAUCACAAUUGAACGGCGAUAAAGAAGUUUAUUCCACAGAUGUCAUCAAAUAUGACAGACAUGGAUAUAAGCCAAGAAAUAGAAUUUUGGUUAUUAGCAAGAAACAUCUUCAUUUACUGGAAUGUAAAGGUUCUUUGAAGCCAAAGCAUUGUUUGCCAUUAAAUAGACUUAAUUUUGUCAUCACCCCACAAAAUGAUAAACUACUAGUAGUACAAAUACCUGAGGAUUUGAUGAAAAAAGAUAAGGGUGAUUUGAUUUUGGAAGUGCCAUACUUAAUAGAAGCUUUGACAUAUAUCAUGGAUACACUUGAAGAUACCACUGUUUUAAAAAUUAUUGACAAAUCCCAAUUUGACCAUAAUAUGAGAGGAAAACAAGGAGUAAUUGAUAUUCAGCAUGGAGAUGUACCUGCAAUUCAUAAAGAUAAGAGUGGCCACCUGUUAAUAGUUGUGUCACCUUGAGAUUUACACCAACAUUAAACAAUUGUGCCAUCCACAUUUUACUUACUGUGAAUUUGUUUAUAAAUAUUUUGUUGUAUUAGUAAUUUAUUUUAAAAUGAAGCUAUUUUAUUACUAUGUUGAAAGAUUUUAACGAUUUUUUAAUUAAGAUGCCAUAAAAUUUGACAAUAUAAGAAUAGGUAAUAACUGAUUCAAAAAAUAUAUCAAAAUUAUGCUUCUCUACUUCAUGUUAUGUUUUAAAAAUUUUAAUAAAUCUUAAUAUUUCA
Molecule: messenger RNA, 3459 nt
Organism: Diorhabda sublineata
Lineage: Eukaryota; Metazoa; Arthropoda; Insecta; Coleoptera; Chrysomelidae
Product: unconventional myosin IC
Exons: 18
Coding region: 128-3196 (1022 amino acids)
Biological process (GO): actin filament organization; vesicle transport along actin filament
Cellular component (GO): myosin complex; microvillus; actin cytoskeleton
Molecular function (GO): microfilament motor activity; actin filament binding; ATP binding
Source: RefSeq, a predicted model, not a curated record